GGCCGUUGACUGCGACCGAGAGGGGGUGGCCGGGAGCGAGCGAUAGGAGGAGGAGUGACUCGGAAGCAAGCGGAGGCGGCUAGAGACGACGACAGGGAGGGCAGCGGAUGGGAGCGGGAGCGUAGCCAUCUCGCGCACGCCUUUCCCCGAGCGAGCUGCUCCUCGUUUUCCUUCUCUCCUGAGCACCGCACCACACCCUUUUCGCCGAAUCCAAGGGCGGCGGCAUGAAGCGGCAGAGGUCGUACGGCGACGGCCUCGACGAAAACCGGCGGAGAUUCUACGACCGCGGGCCCCCGCCGCCCCCACCGCCGCGGCGGCAUCGGCGGGAAUACGAGGGCGACAGGUUCGACCGCCGGAAGGGGUUCGGCGGCGGCGGUGGCGGCGGCGGCGGCGGUGGGUCCUACGACAACCGGUACAGGGAGUACCCCUCGCCGCGGGAGUACGGAGGGGACCAAGCGAUGCACCGGUCGGAGAGCUUCUCCGGGUUUCGUCGGGAGUUCCCCAAGGGGUUCCGGUCGGAGCGCGACCGGCCGCGGCGGGAUGAUGACGGCAGCUCAGCAUGGCGGCGGCUGGGAGGCGGGUGGAGGGACGCAGAGGGUUUGGAUGAGUACAGGGCACCGACCAGGCUGUCAGCGGCAUCGCUGCCUGCACCGCUGCGGCGGUCGCGGUCGCCCAGUGAGCCGAGAAGGAGGUUAGAGGUUGCGAAGGCAGAAAGGUUGAGGAAGCAGAGCGCAGGCAUCAGUGAAAUUGAGGAAGGGGAGGUCUCACCAGAUGCCGAGCCCAAGGCCCGGCCUGCUGCUGUGGAGCAUCGGAAGCAGGUUGAGCCAAGCCGUGCCAAGGAGAAGCGACCGGAGCGAGGCAAGGUGAAGAAAGUCGAUUCUGGGGCCCCAGCGGAUUUGGGAACUCACGGUAAGGGGGUGACUGGUGCAUCUGACCCUCACAAUGCAGGGAAGGAGAAAGGCAAGAGAAGCGAUGGUAUGGUGGCAGAAGCAGGGGAAGCAAUGGAUAAAGGGCGUGGGAAGUUUGCGUUGAAGGUUGCUGAGGAAGUCGGGGAAGGACAAGAGGUGCAAGCACAAGAUGUGGCUGCCAGUGAUCCUAGUAAGUUUGGGCUAAGCACUAAACCCAUGCAGCAUGAAGUGAAGCCACAAGAAGAGACUACCAACUCUGUUGAUGUGGUCGGGCAGAGCACUUCCUCUAGUCUCCUGGAGGAGGCUAUUCAGGAAGAAGCAACAACACGAGAUGGAACUACCGGUGAUAUUGAUGAAGUCGGAAAGAGUGCUUCAUCCAGUUUAAGACAAGGAGUGCAGGAAGAAGUGAUGGUGUUACACAAGACUGGCAGUGCUGCUGAUGAGAUUGGGAAGAGCACUUCACCCAUCAUGCAGCAAGAAGUGCUGCAGGAGGGAGUGUUGGCGUCAGACGGAACUGCCUAUGCUGUUGAUGAGGUUGGGAAGAGCUGUUUGUCUGGUAUGCUGCAGGAAAUUAUUCAGGAAGAAGUGAUGCAGCGCAAUGGAACUGCUAAUGCUGUUGAUAGGGUUGAAAUUGGCACUUCUUCUAGUCUGCUCUGGGAGGCAAUGCAUGAAAAAAUGACAAUACUAGAUGAAAUUACCAAUACUGUUGAUGCUCCGCAACAGGUCAGUUGUUCUGGGAUGCUCAAGGAAGCGAUGCAUGAAGGAGAGCUGAUGCUAGAUGGAACUGCCAAUACCACUGGUGUGGUGCGACAAAGUACUACAUCCGAUAUGGCGGAGGAAGUAUUGCACGGGAAAGCUGCUGCGCAAGAAGGAACCAUCAAUGCUGUUGACGUUGAGAGCAAUGUGUCCACUGGGCUGCAGGGUGAGGUGAUGGCUUGUCUAUACCAACAGGCUCCUGAAAAUAAGGAAUUUAAAAAAUUAACUGUGAUUGAAGAGAAGAUGGAUGAACCGACAGAAUUUGUUACAUCUCAACCUGUAGAAGAGGGACUCGAGAUGGAUCGUUCUGUAAAAAGAGUUGCAUCAGAGGAAACCGCAUUCUCAGAAGAAGAGGCAGCUAUGCAUGAAAAUGUCGAGAAACAAGCAAAAAGAUAUGAUAUGGAGGCCAAGGCAGAAGGUGCCAAUGUGUUCCUUCAACCAACAAAAGAACAUGCUGGGGUUAGUAAGGAAGAAGUUGCCAAUGCAAAUCUGAUGACAAGGGAGCCAAGGGCUGAAGAUGAAGGAAAUGGCAUAGCAUUGGAUGUUCUUAAUAAGAAAGAAAAAGUUGAUUGUCCAAAUUCAGUGGGAAGAGGUCUUGACUCAACAUUGCAGCUUGGCAUAGAAGCAACAGAAACAUCAAAAUCUGCUUCAACUACUUCUGUAAAGCAGGAAAAUGACGCAAUCAAUAUAGGGAAACUUGAUCUUUCACUGAGCUUGUCAGGUUGUUUACAGAAUUCUGAAUUGAAGUGUUCAGUUCCCAAAACUGGUUCACUAGCCCAUGCCACAUGCUCCCAGCCAUUUCCGUCAUCAUCUUUUCGCACAAAUUCAGAUGGGUUCACAGCUUCCAUAUCAUUGACCAAUUCUCAAACACUUGGUCACAAUGCUAGUUGCUCACUCACCCAACAGUCAUUAGACAAUCAUGAUCAUUCAGUAGGCAGCAAGCCUUUGUUUAUGGGAGUUGAUCAGAUGAGCAAUUGCGCAGGAUGGCAAGCUCAGUUGUCUAGUGAAUCUAUACAGAAGGGCGGAGCUACCCCACUCCGCCAGAGAGUACUCCAAAAUGGCCAGAUCCCAGAUAACACUUUGGUUGGUAUAAAUGGGCAUAACAAUGCGACGUCCAGUGACCUUCGAAGGCAUGCAAGCAUCCCAGGAGUUUUGUCGCCAACACAUAGUCGUGAUUCUCACGAUUCUGGAUUGGAACAUAGUAGACUUAGAAGGAAGCUUACAAGAGAGGGAAGUAGCAGCAGUCUUACAAGGGGCGAACGGAAGGAGGGGGAACAGCUUGUCAUUAAUGGUGCUAGUGUCAUUGAGCGAAUUAUUUCCAAGGUUGUUUCAGAACCUUUGCAUCAUACAGGAAGGAUGCUUCAAGAGAUGACAGACAAUUCGAUAACAUAUUUGAGGGAGGCCAUUUCUGAGAUCGUAGUCGAUCCAGAUAAAAGAGGACAAAUAAUUGCAUUGCAGGAGUCACUUAAAAAAAGAUCCGACUUGAAUCGUGAUAUGUUGCGAAUGUGUCCGCGGGUGUUGAUGGAGAUACUUGUUGCUAUAAGGACUGGUCUUCCAUAUUUUGUAAAGAAAAGUAGUAGCGUUACUACACCUGAUUUGGUUGACAUUUUUCUCAACCUGAAAUGUCGCAAUCUUUCAUGUCAAAGCGUUCUGCCAGUGGAUGAUUGUGAUUGUAAAAUUUGUCAACGGAAGGCUGGUUUCUGUAGUUCUUGCAUGUGCAUUGUCUGCUCAAAGUUUGAUUCAGCAUCUAAUACGUGCAGUUGGGUUGGUUGUGAUGUAUGUCUUCAUUGGUGCCAUACAGAUUGUGGCCUACGUCACUCUCUUAUUCAGAAGGGGCAAAGUGCUUCAAGGGCACACAACACUACUGAGAUGCAGUUUCAUUGUGCUGCCUGCGGACAUCCAUCAGAGAUGUUUGGUUUUGUGAAGGAAGUCUUUCGAACAUGUGUGAAGCAAUGGAGGAUGGAAACACUGAUAAGAGAGCUAGGGUACGUGGAAAGAAUAUUUUCUGCUAGUGAUGAUACAAGGGGUAAGAGGGUCAAGGACUUCGUAAAGAAGAUGCUAAUUAUGUUGGAAAACAAUGCUUAUCAUCCUGAAGUUGCCAAAUGCGUUAUUGCAUUCUUUUCCGAUGAUGAUGCUAACUUGGGCAUUGGUCCAUCAGUUCCACUGAAAGGCAUCCCAUGCAGCAUUGCUGAAGGAAUAGAUGGAAUUCCUAAUUCCAGUCGGAAGGCAGCAUGGAUACCAUUUACCUUAGAGGGACUUCCAGUUUUAGAAAAAGCAACUACACUUUCUACCACAGGGAGCCCAUCUAUGCAUAGAAAAUCUGGUGAAGCUGAAUUUCAGGCAAUCGAUAAUAAGCCUGUCAUUGAUGAACUGGAUAGCCUGGUCAGGUUAAAGCAGGCUGAAGCAAAUAUGUACCAGGAACGUGCCAAUGAUGCACGUAAUGAAGCUGACAAUCUGGAACGUAUUGUCAUGGUAAAAAGUGCACGGAUUGAGGAAGAUUAUGCCGCUCAAAUUGAUAGACUCAACAUAAAUGAGUUACAAGAGCGGCGCAAGCAAAAUAUUGAAGAACUCCAAGUCAUGGAAAGGACACACCAUCAGUUUCUCAGCAUGAAAACAAGGAUGAAAGCUUGCAUUAGGGAGUUAUUGUUGAAAAUGGAGGCAUUGAAACAAAAUUGAAGCACAUGAACUGAGGUUACAACUUUUGGUUAGUUGUAGGAUUCAGAAUUUGCUCAACUUAUUGAAGAAAGCCUACACAUGUUGUAACUUGGCUUUUAUGAGCAAUGUGGUUUGCAUAUCCGGUCGGCGCCGGUCUUGCAUCUUCCUUGAAGGAUAUACGAUAAACUUGCUCUUCAAAUACGAAUAAUGUUUCAUUUCAAGAAGGUGCAAACAUCGCCGUAAUGAGAAGGGCGACAAUCUCGUCAAUUCAGUUUUGGAUUAAGUAUGGCUUGUUGCAAGGGAAAACACGAAUUGAAGCAAGGAAUAGUCCCUGAUGGUUCUCAGUGCAAUUUUUUAUUCUGUUAAAAACAUUUAGUUGUAGCAUACGUAGGUCGUGAAUAUAUAUAUAUAUAUAUAUAUAUAUAU
Messenger RNA from Phragmites australis (common reed), 4745 nucleotides. Its product is annotated as protein OBERON 4-like. NCBI's taxonomy places the organism in Eukaryota, Viridiplantae, Streptophyta, Magnoliopsida, Poales, Poaceae. The record is from RefSeq and is a predicted model, not a curated record. The transcript has 3 exons. Gene Ontology annotation, cellular component: nucleus. Bases 225 to 4340 code for a protein of 1371 amino acids.